AUGGCACUGGCCGACACCGAGCUCGGAGGGUCCACCUGCGGAGACUCGGGCUCUCCUUUCACAGAGAUUAUCGAGCUGAAUGUCGGCGGACAGGUUUAUGUCACGAGGCACAAAACUCUCAUCGCGGUCCCAGACUCUCUCCUGUGGACCAUGUUCAGCAAGAAGUCCCCCAAGGAGUUGGCGAGAGACAGCAAAGGGCGCUACUUCUUGGAUAGAGACGGCUUUUUGUUCCGCUACAUCCUCGAUUACCUCCGGGACUUGAACCUGGUGCUCCCGGACUAUUUCCCGGAGAAAAGUCGUCUGCAGAGGGAGGCUGACUUCUUCCAGCUGCGGGACCUCGCCAAACGCCUGAGCCCUCGAGUGAGCAAGGACAAUUCGAUCAGCGAGGAGAUCAGCCAGAGCGACACUGAAGAGAGCGCGCAGCAGUGCGGCUCCUCCGGCACCAUGGAGACUUUACGCACGAUGACGGUCAGCUCCAGCGGGGCCAUGCGCUCCCCUUCUCUGGACUCCAGAAAGUCAGGCUACAUCACGAUAGGAUACCGCGGUUCGUACACGAUCGGCAGAGACAUCCAAACUGACGCCAAGUUCAGGAGAGUGGCGCGCAUCACAGUGUGCGGGAAGACGUCCCUGGCCAAAGAAGUGUUUGGAGAAACGCUGAAUGAGAGCAGAGACCCGGACAGGCCUCCAGAGAGAUACACGUCCCGAUAUUACCUCAAGUAUAAUUUCCUAGAGCAGGCGUUUGACAAGCUGACAGAGGCGGGAUUUCACAUGGUGGCCUGUAGCUCCACAGGCACCUGCGCCUACACCAGCAACGAUCCAAACGAGGACAAAAUAUGGACAAGUUACACUGAAUACGUCUUCUGCCGGGAAUAA
Xyrichtys novacula (pearly razorfish) is the source of this 873-nucleotide messenger RNA. The record is from the annotation of a GenBank genome assembly. NCBI's taxonomy places the organism in Eukaryota, Metazoa, Chordata, Actinopteri, Labriformes, Labridae.